AUGGGGGAGAAAGUUUCGGAGGUGCGGGAACCGCUUCCCCGAGGCUGCAGCGGCCACGGCGGCCGGACUCCUGCCUCUGCGGCGGCGGCAGCGUCCUCACCCGGCGUUUCCUCGGCCGAGUCUUCUUCGGGCUCAGAAACUCUGUCGGAGGAAGGGGAGCCCGGCAGCUUCUCCCGCGAAAAGCCGCCGCCGCCGGGCGGAGCCCUGGGCGCCGGGUCAUCCGCCGCGUGGGCUCCGGUGCGCGUGGUGCUAGAGCUCGGAGUCCCCACGCCGCCGCUGCCGCUCCCUGGAGAAGCCGUUCCGCCCGCGCCUCCGGACAGCAGUGCGUCCCAGGAGGAGCAGGACGAGGAGCUCGACCACAUAUUGUCGCCUCCACCCAUGCCAUUUCGGAAGUGCAGCAACCCAGAUGUGGCUUCUGGCCUGGGAAAGUCCCUGAAGUUUAAAAGACAGCUGAGUGGUGAGGACGGACGGCAGCUGCGGCGAGGGAGCCUGGGAGGAGCUCUGACCGGGAGAUACCUCCUACCAAACCCCGUGGCGGGCCAGGCCUGGCCAGCCUCCGCAGAAACGUCAAACCUCGUGCGCAUGCGCAGCCAAGCCUUGGGCCAGUCGGCGCCCUCGCUCACUGCCAGCCUGAAGGAGCUGAGUCUCCCCAGAAGAGGAAGCUUUUGCCGAACAAGCAACCGGAAGAGCUUGAUAGGCAAUGGGCAGUCACCGGCAUUGCCUCGCCCACACUCACCCCUCUCUGCUCAUGCAGGAAAUAGCCCUCAAGAUAGUCCAAGAAAUUUCUCCCCCAGUGCCUCAGCCCAUUUCUCAUUUGCACGGAGGACUGAUGGACGCCGCUGGUCCUUGGCUUCUCUCCCCUCCUCUGGCUACGGGACAAACACACCCAGCUCCACCGUCUCUUCAUCCUGUUCAUCCCAGGAGAAGUUGCACCAGCUACCCUACCAGCCAACACCCGAUGAAUUGCACUUCCUAUCGAAACAUUUUUGUACCACGGAAAGUAUCGCUACUGAGAACAGAUGCAGAAACACACCCAUGCGCCCUCGUUCCCGAAGCCUGAGCCCUGGACGUUCUCCCGCCUGCUGUGACCAUGAAAUAAUUAUGAUGAACCAUGUCUACAAAGAAAGGUUCCCAAAGGCUACAGCUCAGAUGGAAGAACGUCUAAAGGAAAUUAUCACCAGCUACUCUCCUGACCACGUUCUUCCCCUGGCAGAUGGAGUGCUUAGUUUCACUCACCAUCAGAUUAUUGAACUGGCUCGAGAUUGCUUGGAUAAAUCCCACCAGGGUCUCAUCACCUCCCGAUACUUCCUUGAAUUACAGCACAAAUUAGAUAAAUUGCUACACGAGGCUCAUGAUCGUUCGGAAAGUGGAGAGUUGGCAUUUAUUAAGCAACUAGUUCGGAAGAUUCUAAUUGUCAUUGCCCGCCCCGCUCGGUUAUUAGAAUGCCUGGAAUUUGAUCCUGAAGAAUUUUACUACCUAUUAGAAGCAGCAGAAGGUCAUGCCAAAGAAGGACAGGGUAUCAAAACUGACAUUCCCAGGUACAUCAUUAGCCAGCUGGGGCUCAAUAAGGACCCUUUGGAAGAAAUGGCUCAGUUGGGGAACUAUGAUAGUGGGACAGCAGAAACACCAGAAACAGAUGAAUCCAUGAGUAGCUCUAAUGCUUCCCUGAAACUUCGAAGGAAACCUCGGGAAAGUGAUUUCGAAACUAUUAAACUGAUUAGCAAUGGAGCCUAUGGGGCAGUCUAUUUUGUUCGGCAUAAAGAGUCCCGACAGAGGUUUGCCAUGAAGAAGAUUAAUAAACAGAACCUCAUCCUCCGAAACCAGAUCCAGCAGGCCUUUGUGGAACGGGAUAUCCUCACUUUUGCAGAGAAUCCCUUUGUGGUCAGCAUGUACUGCUCCUUUGAAACAAGGCGCCAUUUGUGCAUGGUCAUGGAGUAUGUGGAAGGAGGUGACUGUGCUACUUUAAUGAAGAACAUGGGUCCUCUCCCUGUUGAUAUGGCUAGAAUGUACUUUGCUGAAACUGUCCUGGCCUUGGAGUAUCUACAUAAUUAUGGAAUUGUGCACAGAGACUUGAAGCCGGAUAAUUUACUGGUCACCUCCAUGGGGCAUAUAAAGCUGACAGACUUUGGAUUAUCCAAGGUGGGACUAAUGAGCAUGACUACCAAUCUUUAUGAGGGUCAUAUUGAGAAGGAUGCUCGAGAAUUCCUGGACAAACAGGUCUGUGGCACACCUGAAUACAUUGCACCAGAAGUGAUUCUGAGGCAGGGUUAUGGAAAGCCCGUGGACUGGUGGGCCAUGGGGAUUAUCCUCUAUGAAUUUCUGGUUGGAUGCGUGCCGUUCUUUGGGGACACUCCAGAAGAGCUAUUUGGACAAGUCAUCAGUGAUGAAAUCAAUUGGCCUGAGAAGGAUGAGGCUCCACCACCCGAUGCCCAGGAUCUGAUAACUUUGCUUCUCAGGCAGAAUCCCCUGGAGAGACUGGGAACAGGUGGUGCAUAUGAAGUCAAGCAGCAUCGAUUCUUCCGUUCUUUAGACUGGAACAGUUUGCUGAGACAGAAGGCAGAAUUUAUUCCCCAACUGGAAUCCGAAGAUGACACAAGUUAUUUUGAUACACGGUCAGAGAAGUAUCACCACAUGGAGACUGAGGAAGAAGAUGACACAAAUGAUGAAGACUUCAAUGUGGAGAUAAGGCAGUUUUCCUCGUGUUCACAUAGGUUUUCAAAAGUUUUCAGCAGUAUUGAUCGAAUAACUCAGAAUUCCGGAGAAGAGAAGGAAGACCCUGGGGAUAAAACCAAGAACACAGCUCUGCCCUCCACAGAGACCUUAAGCUGGAGUUCUGAAUAUUCUGAAAUGCAACAGUUAUCCACCUCCAACUCUUCAGAUACUGAAAGCAACAGACAUAAACUCAGCUCUGGCCUACUCCCCAAACUGGCUAUUUCAACAGAGGCAGAACACGAUGAAGCUGUUCCCUGUCCCAGAGAUCCCCAUGAGGAGCCAGAGAAGCCAGUUCUUCCUCCUGGAGAGUGUGUUCAGGAAGAGCCCGAGGUCACCACCCCAGCCAGCACCAUCAGCAGCUCCACCCUGUCAGUUGGCAGUUUUUCAGAGCACUUGGAUCAGAUAAAUGGACGAAGCGAGUGUGUGGACAGUACAGAUAAUUCCUCAAAGCCAUCCAGUGAACCCGCUUCCCACAUGGCUCGGCAGCGAUUAGAAAGCACAGAAAAAAAGAAAAUCUCGGGGAAAGUCACAAAGUCCCUCUCUGCCAGUGCCCUGUCCCUCAUGAUCCCAGGAGAUAUGUUUGCUGUUUCUCCACUGGGAAGCCCAAUGUCUCCCCAUUCCCUGUCUUCUGACCCUUCAUCUUCACGGGACUCCUCACCCAGCCGAGAUUCUUCAGCGGCCUCUGCCAGUCCGCACCAGCCCAUAGUGAUCCACAGUUCCGGGAAGAACUAUGGCUUCACCAUCCGAGCCAUCCGGGUGUAUGUGGGCGACAGUGACAUCUACACUGUGCAUCACAUUGUCUGGAAUGUAGAAGAAGGAAGUCCAGCAUGCCAGGCAGGACUGAAGGCUGGUGACCUCAUCACACACAUCAAUGGAGAGCCAGUGCAUGGACUUGUCCACACAGAAGUUAUAGAGCUCUUGCUGAAGAGUGGAAAUAAGGUGUCAAUCACUACCACCCCGUUUGAAAACACAUCAAUCAAAACAGGACCAGCCAGGAGAAACAGCUACAAGAGCCGGAUGGUGAGGCGGAGCAAGAAAUCUAAGAAGAAAGAAAGUCUGGAAAGGAGGAGAUCCCUCUUCAAAAAACUAGCCAAGCAGCCUUCUCCUUUACUCCAUACCAGCCGAAGUUUCUCCUGCUUGAAUAGAUCCCUGUCAUCAGGGGAAAGCCUCCCGGGGUCCCCCACUCACAGUUUAUCUCCCCGGUCUCCUACACCCAGCUACCGCUCCACCCCCGACUUCCCAUCUGGUACUAACUCCUCCCAAAGUAGCUCCCCCAGUUCUAGUGCCCCCAAUUCUCCAGCGGGGUCAGGACACAUCCGACCCAGUACUCUGCAUGGUCUGGCUCCCAAACUGAGUGGGCAGCGGUAUCGCUCUGGAAGGCGGAAGUCGGCUGGCAGCAUCCCACUCUCGCCCUUGGCCCGGACACCCUCUCCGACUCCACAGCCCACCUCCCCACAGCGGUCGCCAUCACCUCUCCUGGGACAUUCACUUGGAAAUUCCAAGAUUGCACAAGCCUUUCCCAACAAAAUGCACUCCCCUCCCACCAUCGUCAGACACAUCGUGAGGCCCAAGAGUGCUGAGCCUCCACGGUCCCCGCUGCUCAAGCGUGUGCAGUCAGAGGAAAAGCUUUCUCCUUCCUAUGGCAGUGACAAGAAGCACCUGUGUUCCCGCAAGCACAGCCUGGAGGUGACGCAGGAAGAGGUGCAACGGGAGCAGCCCCAGCGGGAGAUGACCUUGCAGAGCCUGGAGGAGAACAUGUGUGAUGCGUCUUCCCUGAGCCGGGCCAGGCCAGUGGAGCAGGGCUGCCUGAAGCGACCGGUCUCCCGCAAGCUGGGGAGGCAGGAGUCCGUGGACGACCUGGACCGAGAGAAGCUGAAGUCCAAAGUGGUGGUGAAGAAACCAGAGGGCUUCCCAGAAAAACAGGAAACCCACCAGAAAUCCCACGGACUUGGUAGUGAUUUGGAAAACCUCCCUCCCUUUAGGCUAGAGGAGAGAGAGAAGAAAAUAUAUCCGAAGUCUCUAGAAAGGUCAAACCAUUUUGAAAACAAAGCAUCCAUGCAAGAGGCCCAGUCCCUGGGCAGCUUACUGAAAGAUGCUCUUCACAAGCAGGCCAGCGCACGGGCCAGUGAGGGGGGGUCCCUAGAGGGGACGGCCCCCGGGGAGCAUGGCCAGGGCACCUGUGACUUCAAACGGGCCUCUGCACCCAGCACCCUCCAAGAUGGUCUCUGCCCCUCCGACAGGGCCACUUUCGGAAAGGGUGAAAGCACAGAGAAGACACCCCAGUCCAAGGAGUGUCUCCGCUGUGAGAAAUUAGACAGCAAGAUGGCCAACAUUGAUUACCUCCGAAAGAAGAUGUCACUUGAAGACAAAGACGACAGUUUCUGUCCAGGGCUGAAGCCCAAGAUGACUGCUGGUGCCCAUGAAUGCCUGCCUGGGAACCCAUCCCGGCCCCUAGGGGGGCUGCAGGAGGCUCUGCCUGCUUCUGAGAAUCGAGCGUUCAUCAACAGUGCCCAGAUUAGCACUGUCUCUUUUGUUCCUCUGAAGGCCUUGACUGGCCGGGUGGAUAGUGGAGCAGAGAAGCCAAGCUUGGUUGUUCCUGAGUCACCUGUCCGGAAAAGCCCUUCUGAGUAUAAGCUGGAAGGUAGGUCUGUGUCAUGCCUGAAGCCAAUUGAGGGCACUUUGGACAUCGCUCUCCUUUCUGGACCUCAGGCCUCCAAAGCAGAGCUGCCUUCACCAGAGCCCACCCAGAGCCCCAGCCCAGGCAGUGACGUGGCACCUUCAGUAGCCCUCCCCAGCAGUGGGGGGAAAAAGGGUGAAACUGUGGGUCAGAGGGAGUCUUCAUCUGCCAGCUUCAAGGUGAAUAAAUCCUACCUGCUUGAGCCUCGGUUCCCACCCCCUAGCCGGGGUCUACAGAAUUCACCAGUAGCAGUCCUGCCUGACCUGCGAGACAGGAAGGCUUCUCACGCAGUCAGGAGUCCUGGGACUGUCAUGGAAAGUGACGCCCAAUGGAGAGAGAGUGGUGGCUGCAGACACCUAGACAAUAGCCUUGAUCCUAAGGUCCUUCCCUUUGUGGGGCAGAACCUCCAGGGCUCUGAUCCAGCCAGGCCUCGGGACCUGCUCCCACCUGAACCUGCUCCCUUGAGGGAGAAGUCAGGUCUGAAGGAAUCAUCCACGAGGACCCCUUCCGCAGCCAGGAGUGAGCAGUCUGCUAUGAAGGCCGAGGUCCUCAGGGACCAUUCUGUGGAGCUCUGUCCUCCAGAAAGUGCUAAAAGCAGUGACAAAGCCAAAAAUCUCCCCUCUCUGGGAAGGACCCGCCCAGAUUCCUAUACACAGGUCCAGACCUUAGAGAAAGUAUGGGGGCCUUCUGGGAAAACAAACCAUAAAGAUGGUCGAGAUGAGGUGAGGUUGCUGGCCAGAGAGGACUCCUCUUUGUUCUCAGAGGUGACUCCUUGUGAGAGGGAGCUGGGCAAGGGAAGAAGUAGCCUGGAACCCAAGCCAGAAGCUCUUCCUGCCAAGAGGUCUCUGCAGAUAUCCUCAGCUGAGGGUGGGAAGAAUGAGAAGCUCCCUGGGUUCCUAUCUUCACAGAAAGAUGUCCCCAAGGAACUGGAAAGGAAAGAACAGCCUCUUCAAAAGCAUCUCAGCAGUAGCUCUCAGCUCCCAAUCAUCACCAAAGAACCACCCAGCCCUGCUGUUCGCCAGCAUUGUGGUUCACCCAGCCAUUCUUCAGGCAAAGAGCCAGGAAGUAAGCCCUGUGCUACAGAGCCCAGCCCAGGCCUCCAGGACCCUCACAAGUCCACUGCUACGCACAGUGAAAGUAGCAGCGUCAAGCUGAGGCCUGGCCCUGAUGCUGGCCCUACAAAGUCUAAGCACCUGGACAGGCUCCUCUCCUCCCAGAAGCUGGGUACGGGGGUUGCGGUAGGCAGAGAGUCCGGCAUUCAGCCUCUUGGUGGCCCUAGUCAGGAAGGAAAGGGAAGCACUAAAAGUGUGCUAGACUCCUUCCCUAGUACCCCAAGUUCCCAGAAAGCAGCCAGAGAUCCAAUUAUCCAGGGAGGAAGUGGGCUCUCGGUCCCACUACACACUGAAAAGGGGCCUCUAGACCCCAAGCUGAAACCUGCCAGUGGUGGGCAUCCCCUGGAGAUCCUGGAGAAGCCUGUGUAUCUGCCAAAGCAAGGACACCCAGGGGUUAGUGAAUUGGUAGAUCAGAAAGUUCCGAUUGUCAAUGAAAAGCAGAAUCUGUCUCCAAAGCACCUGAAACCAUCCACUGUGAAAGAUUGCCCCCCUCUGUGCAAACAGACAGACAAGAGCCCCAGCCUGCAGGCCACCAUCACAGACCGGAAGUCCGAAGGGAAGAAAUGCACAGAAGCACUUUAUGUUCCAACAGAUGGCGGAAAGCUGGAGGUCAGCCUUUCCCUGACACCCAGUGAGUCCAGGCUAAAAGGCACAGAGAAGCCUGCAGCAGCAGGGGGCAGGAGCUUCACAGAGGCAAAGGGAAAAGGCCUCAGUCCCCAAAAGCCAUUGACUGAAGCAGGCAAGCCCAGUGGCAUGAAACGCUCACCCUCAGCCACUGGGCAGAGUUCUUUCCGAUCAGCUGCUCUCCCAGAGAAGUCUCUGAGCUGCUCUUCCAGCUUUCCUGAGGCCCGGCUAGGAGUUCGAGAGGCCUCCACAGCUAGCAACAACUCCUCUUCUGUCAAGGCUUAUGGGACUGAGCCCACAGCCUCCAUUAACAGGGACCAAAGGAAGUCCCUGCCCGGUGGGGAUGGAAAAACCCAAAUGACUAAAAGCGACUCUAUGCCAUCCUUUAGGAGCUCCACUGCCACUCUGGAGUCACACCACACCAACCCAAAUGUUGCCGGGGGAGCUGGCCACCGGGACAGGGCCCUCUCAGUCACAGCCUCCAUAGGAGAAACCAAAGGGAAAGAGCUUGCCCCUGCCCAGCCUCCCCAGACUCGGAAACAGAAUGUGGGCAGAGAAGUACCCAAGCCGUCCCCAGCGCCAAGCACUGAGCGCCCCAUUACCCUUUCUUCUGAGAAGGAUUCUGUGGUACGGCAGAGGCGGGGGAAAGAGAGUUUGCGUAGCAGUCCUCACAAAAAGGCCUCGUGAUGGGGCGGGCCCCGGGCCACAACUGGGGUCACCCAACCUGAAUGUGUUACUGUGUCUUGACUACCUUUGAAACCAGCACUGUGUGGGAAUGUCCGCCAGGCAGAGCCGGCAGCCUCACUGAAGAAGGAGAAAGAGAAAGAGAUUUUGGAAAGCGAGAGAGGACCUUCUUCCAAAUGCCUUCCCAGUUGUAACCAGUAAAACUGUUACCAGAUAGUGUUUGUACAAAAUCAUGACCUUUAGAGUUGAGGGUUGUUGAAGAGAAAGAUCUCUGUAUAUACCUAGCGAUGUGUUUGGUUUGGGAUGUAGAGUCCACACCUGGCUGCUGACCGCAUUGUUUACUACAGCUUGGUUUUUUGGUUUUGUUUUUUGUUUUUGUUUUUGUUUUUUGUUUUUGUUUUUUUUUUUCAAUUAGAUUUGUUUGUUUUACCACUUAACCAUAAGGUAGAAAAGAAGAGAAAUGGUUAAAACUGGGUGUGUGUAAAAGUAUAGACACACCCCCACUUGUGUAUAUACACAUCCACACAGGUUUUGAUGUCUGUGAUUGAAGAGAAUAUUUCAAGGCUGCAUUUUUACAAGUUCAAACAUUCUCCGUAGAGUUAAAGAAGAAAGCAAGCCCUAAAUACAGUAGAUUGUGAGUUUUUAUGUGUAUUUUUAAGCAGAAAUUUUGAUAGCACUGUAUCUGGCUACCUAUAUUUCCAGAUCUAAAGCAAGAACUCCUCUAGUCACUGCAUUUGGAAUCCUCCUCCAUUAGAAAUGGCCAGAACAGAUGGAGUUAGCCAUUUCAUUUCACGGUCAUCUUAAUGGACAUUCUGAUCCUGGGUCCAACUGUCUGUAAAGCCAGUUGUCCUUGUCUGUGGGUGUGUAUGUCAGUCUUCACCAUAGGUAGAGCGGGGGCUGUGAACACACGUCACCUUUAUUUCUGUUCUCUUGCUUUUCCUUUUUUUCAUGCUCUUAAACUCAGGCCUCUAUGCUGAGUGGCCUGUCCAGGAACCACACAUUUUCCUAGUAGUCCUGCACCAGCCCUGUUUGUGACAUAAAAGGAGAGAUGCUGGACACACACGAAUCUGCUAGUACUUAGGUUAAGUAAUGAGCAUCAGGCAUUGGAAGAGGUUUUAAAUUUGCUUUUUUGAAGAAAAGAGGGGGGUGGAUUUUGGCAUCAUAGCAUAUAUAUUAAGGGAUAAUCAGGACAUCAGAUACAUUUUAAUACAUAGCUGGGGCCUUAUGUUGUAGAUGAAGCUUGCUGUUUUUAGCAAGCUCCUGGGUUUCACAUUCAUUUCUGAUGCAUCAGGUAGCUCCACACAUUUCAUAGUUGAUCUCUUUAUUUAUAUGCAAAAAUACUGUAUUAAUAAAGAGGAACAUUUUUAUAACAUGACUUGUUGGAGCUAUUUGGUGCUUGAAUGUGACUGUCCUUUUUACUUUUGCUAAGCCUUAUUUAAAUUUUGUAUACCAUGAAUAUGUAGAAAUUGUCAAAUCAUUUUAGUGCUGAGGGGUUUCUGUUUGUUUGUUUUUUUGUUCCAGUUUUCCUGGUGUACUGUAAGAUGGCACUUGCUGACAUAAGUACUAAGGCACUAAGAGAAAAUGCACACAGAUAAGUAUUUAUAAGAUGCUUGGGAUCCAUAGUAGAAGUUUUUGUUCUGUUUUGAAAGAGAAAAAAUAUAUCUACCAGUAAACACUAAUCCAGCACCCAACCCCCUCAGGGAUGGUUAAAUAUCUUCAAGCUAUAAAAUUAUUCAUCCAAGCACAGCAUCAUCUUACAGCCCUGUGGAUUGUAAAUCAUUUAGUGAAGCUGUAAACUCCGCUUCAAAAACAAAGGCGUAACUUAACUGCUUGGUUGUCCUUCAUUGUAAAGUGAGUUGGCAAUGACAAAAAAGAGUCUUCUCCUUGCCCUUAAUUUUUUUGCCCCCUGUAGUUUCAGCCAUACCCUGUCACUAUAUUGUGAGAGCAUUAGGAGAAACAAAUACUUUCCAAAAACAAAUGAAUUUCAAAAAUGGUCUCAACAUUUAUAAUUAAUAUCUGUGUCUGGCAGUUGUCAUAGCCCAGUCUGGCUUCACUCAGACUGGUCUACGGGGAGGUAGUUCACAGUUUACAGCCUUUGCUUUUUAACUGUCCAGUUUCCUUUAAAGCACAACUAGCUGCUUGUUUACAAAUGCUAUUUUUAUGUAUAUUUUGUAUAGUGUAUUACCAUUUUUGCCAAAUAUGUUUUUGCAUUCUGGAUGAGUAAAGAGUGCUUACGGUUGCAUUCAUGUAAUACCUGUUUGUUGUUGUAAACCUCGCCAAUCAGCUGGUAGAAAGUCUCUUGUGUUCUAUUUGGUGGGUCUCCUGUGAUUGUAAGACGUGCUCCUCGGUAGUACUCCCAGCUGUAGAUUUACCAGCUUAAACGUUUGUUAGGAUCUGUGCAAUAAAGUGUUUGCAGUCUUAUUUUCUCUAAAAAAUUCCCUAUGGAUGUCAUAAUUGUUGUAUAUUGA
This is a messenger RNA of Condylura cristata (star-nosed mole), 10277 nucleotides long. RefSeq names its product microtubule associated serine/threonine kinase family member 4 (gene MAST4). Gene Ontology annotation, molecular function: magnesium ion binding; protein serine/threonine kinase activity; protein binding. The transcript has 29 exons. Bases 1 to 7812 code for a protein of 2603 amino acids. Lineage: Eukaryota; Metazoa; Chordata; Mammalia; Eulipotyphla; Talpidae. Gene Ontology annotation, biological process: intracellular signal transduction; peptidyl-serine phosphorylation. The record is from RefSeq and is a predicted model, not a curated record.